AUGGAGGUUUCAGGUAUUGAAAAUUCAAGCCAAAAAAUAGUCAAAAAUGAUCCAGCAUCUUAUUCUAAGACAUGUUUAACAGAAAUGCAUGCUGCUUUGACUGAUUUAAUAGAAAGUUUUGAAGUACCAAAUAGCUCAAAUAUUAAUAAGAAAGUUAAAAAUGUUGAAAGUAGGUUAGAAAUUUUCAAAUCAUCAUUAAAUCAAAUACCUGAUAUUGACCAUAAUUUAUUGUAUCAAGAAAAAAAAAUUAAAGACUUACGACGGUGUCUUGAGUUAAAGAAAAAUCUAAUUAAUAGAUUGUAUGCAUUACCUAAAAAACUUGAAGAUAUAAAGCCUGGAAAAGGAAUUAGUGAAAUUUUAAACAAGAAACCGGCAGCCACAAAAUAA
Strongyloides ratti is the source of this 387-nucleotide messenger RNA. RefSeq names its product Mediator complex, subunit Med9 family-containing protein. Bases 1 to 387 code for a protein of 128 amino acids. Lineage: Eukaryota; Metazoa; Nematoda; Chromadorea; Rhabditida; Strongyloididae. Gene Ontology annotation, biological process: regulation of transcription by RNA polymerase II. The transcript is spliced from 2 exons. The record is from RefSeq and is a predicted model, not a curated record. Gene Ontology annotation, cellular component: mediator complex. Gene Ontology annotation, molecular function: transcription coregulator activity.